AUGUCUUUCGAUAUAGUCGAAAAACAUCACGUUCAUGAUAAUUUAAAAUUCUCUCGGUUUCGAAAAUUACUUUCACAAUCUUCCACAAAUAUACAAAUAAAAUUAAUGGAACCUAAGUUACAUUUUCAAGGGAGUCCAGAAGAAUCUUUAGGUUGUUUUAUGAGAGGUGAAUUAAUAAUGAAUUUAAAUAAACCUACUAAAAUCAAGCAAAUUGAAAUGAAAUUCUCUGGAUGUAUGAAAACCUAUUGGCCUCAAUGCAACACUUAUGGUUCAACCUUCCAUUGGAUCUUCCUUUCACCACCCACAAAAGGCGAUCCAAUCCCACCAUCAACAUCAAUUAAGAAAUACCAUUUGUUACCAGCAGGCAUUUAUGCUUUCCCUUUUGAAUUACUUCUUCCUGGUACAUUACCUGAAACUAUUCAAGUCGGACUUGGAAAUGGAAACGUCUCCUAUAAGCUUCGUGCCAAAGUCAUCAGAGCAGGAUUAUCUUCUAAUUUACGUGCAUCGCAACAUGUGACAAUCGUCCGUACAUUAUCCGAAGAAACAAAUUCUCAGGAAAUAGCGAACUCAAGAAAUUGGCAUAACUCGAUAAACCAGAUUGAUAUACCUAAUAAAGCUUAUUCAAUAGGAGGUACGAUCAAUAUUGGCUUGGAAGUUAUUCCACAAGCCAAGAGAGUUCAUAUACUUGGACUAAGGAUCGAAUUGAGUGAAAAAUCUAUUUAUAGAUCACGUGCGCAACAAAUAGUAGAGUCAAAGGUAUUGACAACUUAUCGUACGAAUGGUUUUUUGGAAGGGAAUGAUGAAUAUGAUGAACUUGUGCCGGACGAUAUUCAUUAUCACAAGAAUUUUGUUUUUCCUCUUCCUAAAUGCUCGAAUCAUAUACAUUCAUCUUGCACUUGGACAUCAAGAACCAUAUCGCAUAAUUUAAAAUUUUAUAUUAACGUUAAAACAGCUGUUAUUUCAGAGAAGACAGAAAUUACUAAAUUCAAGAAAGAAAUUAUUGAAAUAGAUAUACCGAUCGUUUUUUCAUCAUGCAAAUGUGCUGAAAAUUUACCGCGAUAUGACAAUCUUGAUCAUGUUUGCUUGCAUGAUUUACCACCCAGUUAUGAAGCAUUUCAGAGUAGAGGUAGUUAA
Messenger RNA from Funneliformis mosseae, 1134 nucleotides. The record is from the annotation of a GenBank genome assembly. NCBI's taxonomy places the organism in Eukaryota, Fungi, Glomeromycota, Glomeromycetes, Glomerales, Glomeraceae.